Ananas comosus (pineapple) is the source of this 1465-nucleotide messenger RNA. RefSeq lists its product as uncharacterized. Gene Ontology annotation, molecular function: zinc ion binding. Lineage: Eukaryota; Viridiplantae; Streptophyta; Magnoliopsida; Poales; Bromeliaceae. Gene Ontology annotation, biological process: regulation of DNA-templated transcription. The coding region runs from base 55 to 1275 and encodes 406 amino acids. Gene Ontology annotation, cellular component: nucleus. The record is from RefSeq and is a predicted model, not a curated record. The transcript is spliced from 4 exons.
AUACGCCCCCUCCGAUCAGAGAGAGAGAGAGAGAGAGAGAUUUAUUUAUUAGGGAUGGGUUCGUCGGGGGAAUGGUUGGAGAAGGCGUUGCGAGAGCUAAGCGGCAAGAUCGAGGAGGGCUUGGAUUUGGACGCCGAUCUCAUAUCCGGCCUCGUCUCCUUCUGCGAGCUCGCCCCUCCCCUCGACGCCGCCGAUUACCUCAGGAAUAUCAUCGGCGUCGAAGCUGGUAAGGAUGUGAUUCAAGAAUACCUGCGGAGGAGGGGCCAUGCAGAUUCCUCCAAUAGCAAUGGAGAUGCACAAACAUCUCAAUUGCAAGCGUACGUUAAACCACCUGCGGACGGUAAUUCUGUGACAACAAAGAAACAAGCAAGAAGUGCAAAAGAGACGAGACAAAAGGAUGCCAAGUCAUCUGAGACUCAGAACACCAAGAGUCAAUCAGAGGGAAGCCAAAUUAAUUCCAAGAAGAAAAAAGGCGGGAAGGCCAUCUCUCUCGCUGAGGCGGCGAAGGGGUCUGUGGUUUUCCAACAGGGAAAGCCCUGUUCGUGCCAAGCUCGCCGGCACAAGCUCGUGAGCAAUUGUUUAUCCUGCGGCAAGAUAGUGUGCGAGCAAGAAGGGGAGGGUCCGUGCAGUUUCUGCGGUGCGCUUGUGUUGAGGGAGGGCAGUACGUAUGCUGGCCUAAGUGACGUCACUGUUCCUCUCUCAGAGGCAGAAGCUGUGGCUGAAGCAUAUGCAAGGAGGCUUGUGGAGUAUGACAGGAACUCCGCAGCACGAACCAAAGUUAUUGACGACCAAAGUGACUAUUAUGAAAUCGAAGGAAACAGCUGGCUAUCUCCAGAGGAGAAGGCAACUCUAAAGAAAAAGCAACAGGAAAUUGAAGAAGCAGCUAAUGCACAAAAAGGAAAAGUUAUAGUUACAUUCGAUUUGGUCGGGCGCAAGGUAAUUUUGAACAAGGAUGAGGCCUCCGAAUUGGAAUCAGAGUAUAGUAUUCUAAGACCGCCUGAAGAAAGAGAAUUGAACAGGAUAAAGCCUAACCCUACUGUUAGAGUCCUGCCAAUGUUUGUUGAUACAGGGUCAUUGAAGAAAUCAGCUAAAGGAAAAAAGAGCACAAGAUUAGCCAAGGGUUUAUGCCUGGAAAUAAGUGGCAGGGUACAGCAUGAUGAGAAGGAGCUACACCCUUUUCUGAAUGGAGGAAGCGAGGAUGAUAGUUUCUCCAGUAGAGGCUUUGAAAAAGGCCGUGAAGGAGAUGAUUAUGAGUGCUCUCUUGACUACAACUAAGAUUACAGUGACUAUUCUGUGCGUUUGAACCAUUGUUGCAUACUCCUACUGUCCUUGUUUGUGCAAAUUUCUAUAGAAGGAGCAGACAAAAGCAGAGUUUGAUUUUUCCCUUUGUACUACAACUAAGCACUUUUGCUUUAUUAAAGUGACAGAUGUUAUUAGUAAUAGCAGAAAAUUACAUAAGCAGCUC